Messenger RNA from Lottia gigantea (owl limpet), 714 nucleotides. RefSeq lists its product as hypothetical. The coding region runs from base 1 to 714 and encodes 237 amino acids. Lineage: Eukaryota; Metazoa; Mollusca; Gastropoda; Lottiidae. The record is from RefSeq and is a predicted model, not a curated record. The transcript is spliced from 5 exons.
AUGAAUCCAGCCGCGAUAGCUACCCCUUUAGAAGAUGUUCAGGGUGACGGAAGAUGGAUGAGUAUGCACAAUUUAUUUCUCAAUGAAGCUAAAGAAAGGGAGCCUGAAGUGAUAUUUAUUGGUGAUUCCCUGAUCUCCAAUCUAGCUCAAACACAGCAUUGGCAACAGAUGUUUGAGCCGUUACAUUGUAUUAAUUUUGGUAUUGGAGGAGAUCAGACUCAACAUGUUUUAUGGAGAAUACAAAAUGGAGAAUUAGAAGAUGUAAAACCUAAGGUGAUAGUAUUACUAGUUGGUACCAAUAAUCAUGAUCAUACAUCAGAACAAAUAGUGGGUGGUAUUAUAGAAAUAAUUAACGUUAUUCAAACUAAACAACCACAGGCUCAACUUAUUGUCUUGGGAAUUCCUCCGAGAGGGGAAAAACCCAACCCACUUAGAGAGAAAAUAGAGAGAAUAAACAAAGGUUUGGCUGAACAGUUGUCUGAGAUGCCGAAUACAUCCUUCCUCAACAUAGAACCACAGAAUUUCAUCAAUUCUAACGGCAUUAUCAACCAUCAUGACAUGUUUGAUUUUCUCCAUCUUACUCAUAUUGGCUACCAGAAAAUUUGUGAUCCAUUAUUAGAAGAAUUACAGAAUUAUUUACAAACUUUUAUUAAGGUUGAAAGUACAUCAGUUGAAACUGCCUCCAUCGCAGGAGAGCUGGCUGCAGAUAAGUAA